AUGUACCUCACACUCUAUCACCUAGUCACCCGCCUCCCUGACUCCCUUCGCACUGUCAAAAACCACUUUCUCGCCCUCUCCCCUACUGACCUCACUGUUGACCUGCUCGAGAAGGAACUCCUCGCAGCUGAGAAGAGCAUUGUAGCUGUAGGUGCCUCUCGUGGCGACCCUCCCCCUCCCCUCUCCUCCCCUCCAUUGCAUAUGCUCCUGCUGUCGACUACCUCGGUGCUGAGGGGGUCGGGGCUGCGUCUGCUCCCAGUGGGAGGCGCAAGGGCGGCAGGGGCAAGGGGGGCAGGGGUGGCGGAGGUGGCGGCAGGGGCGGCGGCAGUGGAGGGGGUGGAGAGGGCGGGGGUGGUGGCGGUGGUGGGAGUGGCGCUGGUGGUGGGGGGGUCAGUGGCGGGGCAGGGGGUGGAGGCGGCGGAGGUGGCGGGGGUGGUGGUGGCAGUGGUGGCGGCGGUGGAGCAGGUGGCGAGCGCGGCGGAGCAGUGA
Messenger RNA from Closterium sp. NIES-65, 489 nucleotides. The record is from the annotation of a GenBank genome assembly. NCBI's taxonomy places the organism in Eukaryota, Viridiplantae, Streptophyta, Zygnematophyceae, Desmidiales, Closteriaceae.